GAAGAAAUGUGCAGAAUCAUAACAUAAAUGGCAGAUUGUGAAAACGAAACAUUUGCACAUUGUGAUGCUUUUCCUCCCUUAAUUUACUGUUGAGGUCCUUCUUCGUAAUCUUCCCGUGAUGUCUCUCAACCAAUUGGCAGAAGAUGCUGGAUUGUCAAUUUGUCACCAUUUCCUGAGUCGCUGAUAUCUCACCGGAAAUGGCGGUAAGAACUACUCACUUCAACAACGCACUAUGGCUCCUAAAGCCUUCAUUUCUUUCCGGUCGUUCCAGAGCAUCUACUGCUCGCUUCAAUGCUCGCUUCCGUCUUGGUCCGAACUCAGCUCCCGGAGCUUUGUUCUGCAGUUGCUCUGCCAAAAACGAUGCCCUCCCAAAAGAUGAAUCUUCGGAACCCUUUGUCAUCACAACCCCUCUUUACUACGUCAACGCGCCUCCCCACAUGGGCAGCGCUUACACCACUAUUGCUGCCGAUGCCAUUGCUCGCUUUCAGCGACUACUAGGAAAGAAAGUUAUACUAAUCACUGGCACAGAUGAACAUGGAGAAAAAAUUGCAGCUGCUGCCAUGGCUCAGGGUUCCACCCCUCGUGAACAUUGUGAUAUCAUAUCACAAUCUUACAAGACACUGUGGAAAGAUUUAGAUAUUGCUUAUGACAAAUUCAUUAGAACAACUGAUAGCAAACAUGAAGCAGUGGUGAAGGAAUUUUACUCAAGGGUGCUUGCCAAUGGUGACAUUUACCAAGAUGACUACGAGGGACUUUAUUGUGUCAACUGUGAGGAAUAUAAGGAUGAGAGUGAAUUGCUUGAUAAUAAUUGUUGUCCUGUGCACCUUAAGCCUUGUGUUUCAAGGAGAGAGGCUAAUUAUUUCUUUGCACUGUCAAAAUAUCAAAGAUCAUUGGAGGAAACAUUGAACGAAAAUCCAAAUUUUGUGCAACCUUCAUUCCGUUUUAAUGAGGUCCAAAGUUGGAUCAAAGAUGGUCUGAGGGACUUCUCCAUUUCCCGAGCAUCAGUUGAUUGGGGCAUCCCUGUUCCAAAUGACGAGACACAGACUAUAUAUGUUUGGUUUGAUGCUUUGCUUGGUUAUAUAUCAGCACUAUCUGAUGACAUGGGGCAGUCUGAUUUACUAAAUUCUGUUUCUUCUGCAUGGCCAGCUCAAGUACAUUUGAUUGGGAAGGAUAUUCUGCGUUUCCAUGCAGUUUAUUGGCCAGCUAUGCUAAUGUCUGCAGGAAUGAGACUUCCCAAGAUGAUAUUCGGUCAUGGAUUUUUGACAAAGGAUGGGAUGAAAAUGGGUAAGUCAUUGGGGAAUACACUUGAGCCAAAUGAUUUGGUUAACAAAUUUGGCACCGAUGCGAUUAGAUACUUCUUCCUUAGGGAGGUGGAAUUUGGCAAUGAUGGGGACUACUCAGAGGAACGCUUCAUCAAUAUUGUUAAUGCACAUCUUGCCAAUACAAUUGGAAAUCUUCUUAAUCGUACCCUAGGACUUCUAAAAAAGAACUGUGAUUCUACUUUAAUUGUUGAUUCCACUACUGCUGCAGAAGGAAACGCAUGCAAGGACAAAGUAGAGAGCCUGGUUGCGAAAGCUAGGACUCAAUAUGAGAAAUUCUCACUGUCAUCAGCUUGUGAGGCUGUGCUUGAGAUUGGGAAUGUUGGUAAUUCCUACAUGGAUGAGCAUGCACCAUGGUCUCUUUUUAAGCAAGGAGGUGUUGCUUCGGAAGCAGCUGCUAAGGACCUUGUUAUUAUAUUGGAAGCCGUGAGGAUCAUUGCUAUUGCGUUAUCCCCCAUUACACCAAGCUUGAGUUGGAGAAUAUAUGCUCAGCUUGGCUAUUCCAGGCACCAAUUUGAUGCAGCAACCUGGAUGGAUACUCAGUGGGGUGGGCUUAAGGGUGGCCGGGUCAUGCCUCAACCUACGCCAGUGUUUGCUAGGAUUGAAACCCAAACUGACAUGGAAGAUAAGGGGACACCAGCUGCGAAGGUGGUGAAGAAAACUAAACGGAGGAUGAUACAGCAUCAAGGUGUCGCAGAAGCUUGAGAUUAGAUUGUCUUCCUGUUUACCUUUUGUUCUAUUCACAACCAUUAUUUCUGGCUAAUUUUUCUUUGUAAAGUAGCAUAUUUUUCCUGUAUUUAAUAUUUUUUUGUCAGCCAACUACCUCUAUUUAUAUAUGUAGUAUUUUUUGGUCAAGAGGCUCAGCCCAAGUAGGAACAAUAAAGGAAGAAGGAAACCAGAACAAUCAACAGUAGUAUGGCUGAUAGUAGAGCAAGUAAUUCUUGCAUGCUAAAAUUUAUAGAAAGGUUCAAAUAAUUAAGUUCA
Messenger RNA from Prosopis cineraria, 2303 nucleotides. Its product is annotated as methionine--tRNA ligase, chloroplastic/mitochondrial. The transcript has 12 exons. Gene Ontology annotation, molecular function: methionine-tRNA ligase activity; ATP binding. Gene Ontology annotation, cellular component: chloroplast stroma; mitochondrion. Gene Ontology annotation, biological process: methionyl-tRNA aminoacylation. The coding region runs from base 198 to 2024 and encodes 608 amino acids. Lineage: Eukaryota; Viridiplantae; Streptophyta; Magnoliopsida; Fabales; Fabaceae. The record is from RefSeq and is a predicted model, not a curated record.